Mytilinidion resinicola is the source of this 405-nucleotide messenger RNA. RefSeq lists its product as uncharacterized. The transcript is spliced from 3 exons. Bases 1 to 405 code for a protein of 134 amino acids. The record is from RefSeq and is a predicted model, not a curated record. Lineage: Eukaryota; Fungi; Ascomycota; Dothideomycetes; Mytilinidiales; Mytilinidiaceae.
AUGUCUGUGGUGAUAGGUGGUACUAUAUACGCGUGUGGUUACCCAUCUCUACGAUCAGGGUCGCAGCGGGAGCCGGCUCGUCCAGUAGCCGGAGAGGAUAUUGCCUUCGGCAUCGGUGCCCUCCCAGCACCUUGGUUCGCAGCAGAAAUCAAGCAUCGACCAGGGAGGGUGUCCGGUUCGGCGACGCCGGUGCCUGAGCGCAGUGCGGGCCCAGGGGCGGGUUCGAUGGCCUGCUCGCUUGCUCCCUUCCACCAAGUUGGGGACGUGGAAUCCGUGAAAAACGGUCCCAGAGAAGAGCCAGCAAGGGCACGUCAAACGAGGAUGUUGCCGCCAGCCAGGAUCAGAAAUCAGGCCGCUGCCUUGGCGCGCCUACAUCGCGCCGUUGUGCCGCCAGGAAGCGCCUAG